UGCGCCUGGAGAAGAAAGGAACAUGGCUCCUGCAGCUCGCGACGCGCAGUUAGGCGGGCCCCGGCGCGCCGGGCCGCACUGAGCCCGCCCGCCCGGCCGCCAUGGUGAACCCGAGCCGCGUGAAGCCGCAGCCCGAGGCGGGGGCGCUCCGCAGAGCCCAGCCUCCGCCGCCGCCGCCCCCGCGCCCGGGAGAGCCCGGGGCCGCCGCCUCCUCCCGGGCCAGGCUGCCCGGCGCGGACGGCGGCGGCCUCGCGGCCCCGGGCCUCUCCUCCCCGGGCGGCCUCCGCGAGCCGCGGGGGCUGGAGAUCGAGAUGGAGCGCAUCCGCCAGGCGGCCGCUCGCGACCCGCCGGCCGGGGCCUCCGCCUCGCCCUCCCCGCCCCUGUCGGCGUGCUCCCGGCAGGCGUGGAGCCGGGACAACCCGGGCUUCGAGCCGGAGGACGACGAGGAUGACGACGACGAGGAGGUGGAAGGCGAGGAAGGCGGCAUGGUGGUGGAGAUGGACGUGGAGUGGCGGCCCGGCAGCCGCAGGUCCGCCGCCUCCUCCGUGGUCACCUCUUCCUGCAACAGCGGCCUGGGGCUCGGCGGCUUCCACGGCGGGACCCUCCCGAGCGGCCGCCGGAGGAGGAGGGAGCCCCAGGGCCCCCUCUGUGCCAGCCCCGCCGGCCCCGGAGAGUCCCUGCACCGCCACCUCCCCCUGGACGGGCCGCCGCCGCCGCCGCCCCCAGCCCGAGUGCCCAGGGCCAAGAGGCUGCUCCGAGCGCUGCGAGGUCUUUGGGGAACAAGACUGAUGGAAGAAAGCAAUACAAGCCGAGAGAAAUAUCUAAGAAGUGUUUUGCGAGAAUUGGUUACAUACUUCCUCUUUCUUGUGGUUUUGUGUAUCUUAACCUAUGGGAUGGUGAGCUCCAGCAUGUACUACUACACAAGGGUGAUGUCUCAGCUUUUUUUAGAGACACCUGUGUCUAAAAUGGAGAAGACAAAUUUCAAGACACUCUCCACAAUGGACGACUUCUGGAAGUUCACAGAGGGCUCUCUGCUGGAUGGCCUCUAUUGGGAGAUGUGGUACAACAACAGAACAGUCGCUGAAAAUCGGAGUUUCAUUUACUAUGAGAACCUGCUAUUGGGUGUGCCCCGAAUCCGUCAAUUAAAAGUCAGAAAUGGGUCUUGUUCUAUCCCCCCAGACUUGAGAGAGGAGAUUAAAGAAUGCUAUGAUGUCUACUCUGUCAGCAAUGAAGAGAGAGAGCCAUUUGGUCUCCGACACGGAACAGCUUGGACAUACACAAAUGAAAAAGAUUUAAAUGGGAGUAGUUACUGGGGAUUGAUUGCGACAUACAGUGGGGCUGGCUAUUAUCUAGACCUGUCAAGAACCAGAGAGGAAACUGCAGCAAAGAUUUCUACUCUGAAGAAAAACAUCUGGUUAGACAGAGGGACCAGGGCAAUCUUUAUUGACUUCUCAGUGUACAAUGCCAACAUUAAUCUCUUUUGUGUGGUCAGAUUAUUGGUUGAGUUCCCAGCCACUGGUGGCGUGAUUACAUCUUGGCAGUUUCAGCCUGUGAAGCUGAUCCACUACAUCUCAACUUUUGAUUACUUCCUGGCGACCUGUGAGAUCACCUUUUGUUUCUUUAUCCUUUACUAUAUAGUGGAAGAGGUUUUGGAAAUUCGUAUUCACAAAUUGCAUUAUUUCAGAAGUUUCUGGAACUGUCUGGAUAUCAUGAUUAUUGCGCUGUCAAUAGUAGCUAUAGGAAUCGACAUCUACAGGAAAUCCAAUGUGGAAGUGCUGCUGACAUACCUCGAAGAUCAAAAUACUUUCCCUAACUUGGAACCUCUAGCAUAUUGGCAGAUUCAGUUCAACAAUGUGACAGCCGUCAUGGUCUUCUUUGUCUGGAUCAAGCUUUUUAAAUUCAUCAACUUCAACAGAACCAUGAGCCAGCUGUCCACCACCAUGUCCCGCUGUGCCAAGGACCUUGUUGGGUUUGCAAUUAUGUUUUUCAUUAUUUUUCUUGCAUAUGCUCAGUUGGCCUACCUUGUCUUCGGCACCCAGGUUGAUGACUUCAGCACUUUCCAGGAAUGUAUCUUCACUCAAUUCCGUAUCAUUUUGGGAGAUUUCAACUUCACAGAACUUGAGGAAGCUAAUCGAAUUUUGGGACCCAUUUAUUUCACUACCUUUGUGUUCUUUACGUUCUUCAUUCUUUUGAAUAUGUUUUUAGCCAUCAUCAAUGACACAUACUCUGAAGUUAAAUCUGAUAUGGCUCAGCAGAAGACUGAAAUGGAACUGUCAGAUCUCAUCAGAAAGGGCUGUCAAAAAGCUAUGAUCAAACUGAAACUGAAAAAAACCACCGUGGAUGACAUCUCAGAGAGCCUGCAGCAAGCUGGCGGCAAGUUAAACUUCGAUGAACUUCGUCAAGAUCUGAAAGGGAAGGGCCACACAGAUGCAGAAAUUGAGGCAAUAUUCACAAAAUAUGAUCAGGACGGUGACCAAGAAUUGACUGAACAUGAACACCAGCAGAUGAGAGAUGACUUAGAAAAAGAGAGGGAGGAUCUGGAUCUGGAUCAUAGCUCCUUGCCCAGACCCAUGAGCAUCCGAAGCUUCCCACGGAACCUGGAUGACUCUGAAGAGGAUGAGGAUGAGGACAGCGGCCAUAGCUCUCGAAGGAGGGGCAGCAGCUCCAGUGGAGUUUCUUACGAAGAGUUUCAAGUGCUGGUUAGAAGAGUAGACCGGAUGGAACACUCCAUCGGCAGCAUUGUCUCCAAAAUCGAUGCCGUCAUCGUGAAACUGGAAAUCAUGGAGAGGGCCAAACUGAAAAGACGAGAAGUAUUAGGACGGCUGCUAGAUGGGGUGACAGAGGAUGAAAGACUGGGCCGUGAUAAUGAAAUACACAGGGUACAGAUGGAGCGCCUCGUGCGGGAAGAAUUGGAACGCUGGGAGUCAGAUGAUGCAGCUUCCCAAAUAAGUCAACGCUUAGGCACUCCUGUGGGAGCGAAUGGCCAGCCACGUCCAAGGAGUUCCCGUCCUUCAUCCUCCCAGUCAACAGAAGGAAUAGAAGGUGGAGGAGGAAAUGGAGGUGCCAGUAUCCAUGGAUAGCCUGUGCCUUUCUAAUGAGAAGCCCACAAAUCCUGAAUUGCAGUAGUGAAUACACUAUUUAUAUCUCCUGACCAAGAUCUGACGCUGGUGGUCCCUUUGAUUGUUUUUUUUUUCUGCUGCACUUUAAUUUAUUGUAUAUAGAUUAUUCCCAUAGAUGAAGGAAGAUUUUUUUUUCUUUUUCUCUUUAUUGAGUACAGAAAUAGCCACUUCUUUUUUGAAGAAUAAUGAAAGCGGUGUUGGAUUGCUUUUAUAAAUCACUUGGUGAUAAAGUAACCUUUUAAACCAGCAGCAAUCAUGCUUUCAGGGGAAAAAAGAAUAGAAUUUUGUUUCCAAACCCCAAAUAAAUCAAAUUAUGUCACAUUUGCAGAAUAGUUGAGGGAACAUGACAGUGCAGACUUCAGCUUAGACUUAUCUGAACACUUUAUGUCACAUCAAGCUUAGUUCUUAGCUUUACUUUUAUUUUUUUUAACUGUUUGUGUCAUGAGGGCCCAAUAUGAAAUGUACAUGAAUGAUGAGACAGAGAGAUUCAAGCCAAAGGAUGAUUAGUCCUGCUUGGAAUGUCUUUACUUGAUUAGCACAUUUAUUAACAUUUAUUAUAACUGUCCACUUCUGUGUUUAUUAAGCUUUUGUGUAGAAUUAAAACCGUAGCAUAGCUGUCACGUGAACAUUGGUUUGAAUGGAUUCAUAGGGACAGAUAAUGACAACCAAAGAUCCCAGAGUAGCCUCUGUAACACACUGAAUGAGAUUGGAAGGGAUGUGAAACACUGGAUGUUUAUUCCCUAAAUUAAAGCAAACUAAAAUUUUUAGUACACUUAGGUAAGAGAAAGAUCAAUAAACUUCUCAGACCAAGAUAAAACCAAAUGGGGAAAUGAGGACUAACUUACUAAAUUCAUAUAAUAAGAGGUUCAGAUUUUAUAAGAUUUACUUUAUUAAAAUGUUAAUAUGAGGAUAGCAUACAACCAGAAUGACCUAGCUUUAUGGAAGGGACAUUUCAGUAUUGAAAGUAAGAUCAUCCCUGAAAGACUAGUUUAUUUUGGAGCAUUAUGUUUCAAAGUAAACAUGGUAUGUUUAUCUAAAGAAAAAAAAUUCUGAGAGGUGUUAAGGUUCUAUAACUAACUAACUGAAAGCUAAUGGUACAAUGAGAUAGAGCGCCAGACCUAGAGUCAGGAAGACUCAUCUUCCUGAAUUCAAAUCUGACUUUGGACACUUAAUAGCUGUGUGACCGUGGGUAAAUCACUUAACCUUGUUUGCCUCAGUUUCUUCAUCAGUCAAAUGAGCUGGAGAAGGAAAUGGCAAACUACUCCAGUACCUUUGCCAAAAAAAAUACAAAAACCCAAAACCCAAAUGAGGUCCCAAAGAGUCAGACACAAUUGAAAAUGACUAAACAAGAGAACAAAAUAUUUCAGAACUUGACCUUAACGUCAAGAGUUGAAGGAAAUAGGUAGGGCAGGAUUAUUUAGGAUUUUUGGAGUAUUGAAGUGGUUUAUGUGAAAUCCACUAAUUGAAAACAUAAGCACAUAUGAUCCUUUGGAUUGGUUUCUAGAGAAGAUAUGCCACAUUCCUUCAGAAUACUUCCUCAGUCUGACUUUUGCACACAUUUUCCUUCUAAUGUUAUACUUUUUUCUGAAUAUGCUGUAUCACCACAAAAACCUAUGUACUAAAAUAAAAAACCAAUGUAUUUGUAUCAUUAGGGGUGUAUGUGUGUGUGUGUGUGUGUGUGUGUGUGUGUGUGUGUGUGUGUGUAGAAUAACAUGGUACUUAAGAACAAACUUCAUCUUGAAGUGCAAUAAAUUUCAUGGAA
Dromiciops gliroides (monito del monte) is the source of this 4881-nucleotide messenger RNA. It is a transcript of the gene PKD2, whose product is annotated as polycystin 2, transient receptor potential cation channel. Lineage: Eukaryota; Metazoa; Chordata; Mammalia; Microbiotheria; Microbiotheriidae. Gene Ontology annotation, biological process: detection of mechanical stimulus; release of sequestered calcium ion into cytosol; potassium ion transmembrane transport. Gene Ontology annotation, molecular function: calcium ion binding; signaling receptor binding; voltage-gated sodium channel activity. Bases 102 to 3080 code for a protein of 992 amino acids. The transcript has 15 exons. The record is from RefSeq and is a predicted model, not a curated record. Gene Ontology annotation, cellular component: membrane.